Messenger RNA from Amaranthus tricolor (Joseph's coat), 1761 nucleotides. Its product is annotated as sugar transporter ERD6-like 5. Gene Ontology annotation, biological process: carbohydrate transport; transmembrane transport. The record is from RefSeq and is a predicted model, not a curated record. The transcript is spliced from 18 exons. The coding region runs from base 1 to 1761 and encodes 586 amino acids. Gene Ontology annotation, cellular component: membrane. Lineage: Eukaryota; Viridiplantae; Streptophyta; Magnoliopsida; Caryophyllales; Amaranthaceae. Gene Ontology annotation, molecular function: sugar transmembrane transporter activity.
AUGAAAUUUAAGUUUAAUAGCAAUAAUUUAAAGAAGAAGAAGAUGAAGGUAGAAGAACAAAUAGUGGAAGCAUUGAUAAAGAAAGAUGAAGAAAAUGAAAAAUGGUUGAAGGAUGUAACUUUUGAUCUCAUCUUUAGUAUAUUCGUUGCUGUUUCUUGUUCUUUCUUUUCCGGAUUUGCUAUUGGCUACUCCUCUCCUGUUCAAUCAGUAAUCCUCACAGACUUGCACCUUUCUACUGCAGAGUUUUCCUUCUUUGGAUCAAUAUUAACAAUAGGAGGUCUAUUAGGAGCACUUGUAUCUGGUAAACUAUCCGAUUUCAUUGGUCGUCGAGGAACAAUGGGGAUUUCAAGCAUACUCGGCCUCUGUGGGUGGCUUUCCAUAGCAUAUUCACAGGGUGCUAUGUCCCUAGAUAUUGGUAGAUUAACGCUUGGUCUAGCAAACGGACUCAUUUCUUAUGUGGUUCCAGUGUAUAUAGCGGAAAUUACACCAAAGAAUCUUCGAGGUGGAUCAGUACUUCUCCAUCAGCUAUUAACAUGCUGUGGGGUAGCAGUUGUGUUCGUUGUUGGCCUUAUAACUAGUUGGCGCGUCUUAGCUCUGAUUGGUGCUGUUCCAUGUAUGGUACAGCUUUCAGGAUUAUGCUUCAUUCCCGAGUCUCCUAGGUGGCUGCUAAAGACCGUUUCUGAAGAAGCUUUCGAAGCAGCUUUGAAACAUCUAAGAGGAGAACAUACCGAUAUAUCUAAAGAGGCAGCAGAAAUAUUAGAAUACACAGAAGCUGCAGAAAAUUCAUCAUACAACUUCUUCAGUAUGUUCCAAAUCAAAUACGCGUAUGCGCUUAUUGUCACACUUGGACUCAUGGCACUAGCAGGAUUUGGUGGGACAUUCGGGAUUUUGUUUUACGCAGCUGCAAUCUUCGAAUCAGCUAGAGUUUCAGGAACUAUUGGAACAUUAGCAAUGGCACUUGUCCAGCUCCCGCCAACAGUUGCAGGCGUACUUUUGAUGGAUAAGUAUGGUAGACGACCACUUCUACUCUUUUCUGCAGGAGGCAUGUUCAUAGCUUGCUUCUUGGUAGCUCUAUCUUUCAUGUUAGAGGCACAUGUUUGGACGACAGAUUUCAGUCCCUAUUUUGCACUUAUUGGAAUAUUGAUAUUCGCGGCUACUUAUCCAGUAGGCAUGGGAGGGAUACCAUUUGUUAUAAUGUCAGAGAUAUUCCCUAUAAACAUAAAAGGGGCAGCUGGGAGCUUAGCAACUGUAGUGAGCUUUACAAGUUCAUGGAUUGUUACCUAUACAUUUAACUUCAUGAUGCAAUGGAGCUCUUCAGGCACGUUUUUCGUGUUUACGAGUGUUAAUGUUAUCUCCCUGGUGUUCAUUGCGAGAUUAGUCCCAGAGACGAAGGGCCGAACAUUGGAAGAAAUACAGGAGCUAACAAUGUUCUUCGGUGUUUUUUUAUCUGAACAAGUGAGUAAUAAUGAGAUUAAUACAAUAACUGAACAGUAUAUUGAGAUUUCGAAUAAGAAACAUGAAAAUGUAAUAGAGUCGUCAAAUUCUUCUCUCUCUCAUCUUGCACUGAAGUUGUUGUUUGGUGAUGGCUUUCUUCUUGGAGAAGAACCAUGGACCAGUAAGGAUGAAGAAAUUUCGGCUAUGUUUGAUUUGGGACUUGAUCUACCUCAUGAUGACUUUUUUCCUUCAUCUGACUCAGAAGAUUAUGAUGGUGAAGAUGAUGAUACUGUUUAUGAUGUUAAGGGACCCUUCUCUCGUAUGUGA